Molecule: messenger RNA, 874 nt
Organism: Bombus pyrosoma
Lineage: Eukaryota; Metazoa; Arthropoda; Insecta; Hymenoptera; Apidae
Exons: 2
Coding region: 2-874 (290 amino acids)
Source: RefSeq, a predicted model, not a curated record
AAUGCAGUGCAAUUUUUCCGUACCAAAAGUGGAAUUCGUUAAGUUAUACCAAUGUAACAACGGCGCAACGAUGCCAUUAUUAAAGAAACCAUGUAGCCUUCUAGUAAAAAACUGUACAGAUCCAAUACCCUAUCCGAAACAGGCUAUAGUAAGUAAACACAAAGAAGUAGAAACCUCAGGAAACCGGUUACGUUCAAUUAAUAGAAGUUACAGUUUUCUAAACGAUAAGAAAGUAAAUUUCUCUCAGCAACCAGAAAUUAAGAAACAGCAAAUAUUGAUAUUUCCUUCAUCGAUUUCUGAUCUGCCUUUGACUUCGUUCAAACGUCACUCUCCUGCAAUAGAUGAAAACGUAAUUAAAACAAGUAAACGGAAGAAAAUGGAUAAAAUUAAUGAGAAAACAAGAAUUGGCAGUAUUAAUCGCAUCUCAUCGAAUCUUCCAAAAACAAACGGUAACGAUAAAAAAUUGAAAUUAUACAAAUCAGAAAAUGUUAUUCGUCGAUCGCAGAAUGAUACUACUCGGACUAAAUUUUUGUCAUCAAGUUCUACGGAAAAGAUACAUCUGAUGGAGAACAAUAUCUUAAAUAAUUCAAUUGUGCCAAGGAAUACCUCGAAUGUUUCAAUCACAUUAAGUUCAGUAAUUCCAACAGCGACCACGAAGAGAGAAGACGUUGAAAAACAAUGUAUUUUUGAUCCUUAUUGCGAAUCUGUCCUAGAAAAUAUCGACGUAGCCAUAAGAGGAACAAUUUCUAAUAGUAUCAUUAAUCAUGGAGAAUCGAAAGCCUUUAAUCAACUUCAGUGUACCAUGUUUGAUGUUUCGACAUCAGACNAAUUUUUUAAAAACGAACAGACCCGAUACGAUAGAGGCUAUGCAUAG